UUUAUCGUCAAGGUGCCUCCACCAAGAACUUCUUUCGAAGGCAAAACCAUCAUAAUUACCGGUAGAAAUACAGGUCUAGGCUUUGAAGCAGCGAAGUUCUACCUCAAACUCAAAGCAUCCAGAGUCAUUCUUGCUUGUCGCUCUCUCGAGAAAGUAGAUCAAGCCAAGCUCGAGCUGGAACAGACUUUCGCUAUAAGUAAAGAUAUUGUAGAAACAUGGCAGGUCGAUUUAUCUUCUUAUACAUCUGCAAAAUCUCUGCCUCGUUUGGAUGUCAUGCUCCUAAAUGCGGGGAUUAUGACCAAGGAAUAUCGUGUAGCGAAGGACAACGAGUCAACUAUCACAGUGAAUGUCAUUUUAACUUUCUUGAUGGCAUUUUAA
This is a messenger RNA of Botrytis fragariae, 378 nucleotides long. Its product is annotated as putative short-chain dehydrogenase reductase protein. The annotation marks the transcript as partial. The record is from RefSeq and is a predicted model, not a curated record. NCBI's taxonomy places the organism in Eukaryota, Fungi, Ascomycota, Leotiomycetes, Helotiales, Sclerotiniaceae. The transcript is spliced from 2 exons.